Pseudocercospora fijiensis CIRAD86 is the source of this 5502-nucleotide messenger RNA. RefSeq lists its product as uncharacterized. The transcript is spliced from 2 exons. Gene Ontology annotation, molecular function: structural constituent of nuclear pore. Gene Ontology annotation, biological process: RNA export from nucleus; protein import into nucleus. NCBI's taxonomy places the organism in Eukaryota, Fungi, Ascomycota, Dothideomycetes, Mycosphaerellales, Mycosphaerellaceae. Gene Ontology annotation, cellular component: nuclear pore inner ring. The record is from RefSeq and is a predicted model, not a curated record. The coding region runs from base 1 to 5502 and encodes 1833 amino acids.
AUGGCGAACGGAACAGGAUCAGAAUCCAGCUACUUCCCAGCCCUCGACAAGUGCCUCGCCGGCGAGGUCCCUCUCAUAUCAUGGCGCACAGCAUAUCGCGCCGUAUGCGACGAAGAAAGCGCAGUAGACAGCAGCCAACUCGAGAACUUCUUCAACGACAACGAGACUAUCAAUUUUCUAAGCACUGCACUCGAUCCCUUUCCAGAGCCGAAUGCUAGGACAGCAAGCGAGCUAGAUACCAAGACUGCGCCGAUCAACGUCUCUCAGACUCAGAAUGGCGACUAUAAUCUGGAGCAAAUCAAGGCGGAUGCAAAGUGGCUGUCGAAAGAGAUGAAGAUUGAGGAGCUGGCUGCUUUGCGUGUCGCUAUCAUUGAGUGGCAGGAACGACCAGCCGAUCAGUUGCUGAAUACUGCAUUCAAUGGGACGAGUGGACUUUCUGGGUCGCUGGAGCUGGCCAACUCAGCUUUGGGCAGAAGUGUGGUUGAUUCUGCUAUGCCUCUGGCAGCCGCAGCACACCCGCCUCUCAAAUUUGACGACGAGAAAGUGCGGAGAGAGAGACUGCUGAAUGUCCACUUGAGCGAGCUGAACCAUCUGCGCAAGAUUAGCGCUGAUCUCGUGAGUCGAUCUGCGCUUUCGAAGACGAGUUUGCAGGGAGAGAAUGUCGGAGCAUUCAGGCAGCCCGAAAGGCCUUCUUGGAUUGACAAUGCUGCAGCAAAGGUCGCUGAGAGCAUGUGCCCGGGCAAGAACAGGACAGUCAGCGAGGCUUUUAUUGGACGAUGUAUUGCGAGACUAGACAAGAUUUUGGAUCAGACGGAGAUCCAUACAUCCUGGCCGAAGAUCUUUGCGGAUGAUGAGAAGGCUCCAAGCUAUAUUGAUUCGCUAUACGGGGAGCUAGUAUGUGCGCUCAGACUGCUGCUGGCUGCAUUGUACUCCUUCGAUGGCAUUCCGAGCGGCAUGAGUGUGCGAGCAUGGUUCAGCUUAAUGCAGAAGCAUGAAUAUCUACGAGCAGGCAAGCCGAUGCUUGUCAAUGUGGACGUCUCGAUCUUGCAGCUCCUCAUCUCGAUCAUCUCGGUGGAUAUCUUGAAGGUUCAGCUAGCAGUUGGCGAGAUCAUGAAUGCUGCCGGCGUGGAAUCUGCGACACUGAGAGGCAGUCACUACGUCAACGAUGAGCGUUGUCUUUCGGAAAUCAACAUCGAUCUGCACAAGGCGGCAGUCAACCAAGUCAGCAUCGCGGCGCCUGCAGUGCUUGCUUGGAGUAUCAUCACUUCAGUAAUCCGCGACAUUGCACAAAUACACCAGGAUCUACGAGAGUCGCGAGAGGAUGGCGAAAAUUUUGCCCUGGCACGUCGUUCCUCAAUAAGACGAGCCUCUAGAGAUGGUUCCUCGGAGUUUGAGAAGCUCUAUCUCCUCUUGUCCAGCCAGACCGAGCUGGAGGACUAUCGAGAAGAUCCGCCACGACAUUUUCUUGGAGACGCGGUGGAUGGUAUGCGUGUUUUCAGCCUGAUACGAGUACUAAGUGACACAGUCGGAGCUGUGUACAGCUCGGUGAGCGAGUCUGAUACGGCCUUCAUUUGCAAGGAAACUUUACUUGAUUUAACAAGAGACGGAAUUCCUUUCGUACAAUACGAUGCCGAGAUCAUGGAGGCAAUAUUGUCGUUUGUCACACCCUCUUCCCAGUCGCCACCUUCGAAACAGCAGGCGGCAGUGCUGGCUGAGAAGCUUUUGCUUGACGAAGACCAGCUUCGGCCCAACAUUCUCGAGGAAGCGCUGAGACGAUAUCCUUAUGAGCUCAGCCCAAUGCUCAGAUUGUGCACAGCUCUUGCUGGUGCUGAAAGCAGACAUCACCCAAGCCAAGGUGUUCCCAUCGUCGCAGAGCAAUUGCAGCGCCUGCAUUUCUUCACACAGGAGACUCCCACCCGUUUCCACGACUAUGAGCUCGAAAACGAAGAUGAUGGCAUGAAUUCUAUGAAACUCACCGAAGCACUACCAGUGUUAAUAUCACACUCUUCGGCGGCAUCUCAUGGACAACAACGACAAUUGACGGCCGGCGGUAGUGCUGAUAUGCCUGUUGAAUGGAGCAUCCCGGCUGAUACACCUGGUACUAUCACUCGCGAGGAGCGGCCUCUUGUGCUCACCUUUAGGUACGAGCACUCUGCCUUGGAAUACUUGAGUGUCCUGCUAUCCACGUUCGUUGCGAGCAGUGAACUCUCGCCUCUGACUCAGAACGCCAUACUGGAUUGUUUUACCGCUGCCGACAUAAUCUCACUCUUUACGGCACUGCUUUCGGCCACGCUGGAACCAAAACCGGAUGCAGAAGAUGCCAGGAGGUUGCUCGAGAGCAUGGGAGCGGCCCUUCGACAGAGUCAGGAUAUCGUCUCAAUCAUCGCCGAUAUUUUUGAAUCAGAGCUUCUGUCCCAUCUCGACCAGGUAGCACAAGAAGGUUCACUGGAACUGGUGACAGCUUGCGCAGAGUUCUGGAUUGUGCUUGCGAAGUUUUCCCCAGAAAGAGUAUGGGCAGUGCUUGCUAAGAGCAGUCUGCUGGGCAUUAUCGACGGUGCGACAUCUCUCGCAUCUAUUGUCGGUGGGUCCGAGGUUGCGCUUGGCCAAUACCACUUCCUGAAGGCAUGUGUCGAGCUCCAUGCCCUGCUCCUGGACGACGCCAUUUCUGGGCUCUUGAAGCGAAAAUUGAAGCCUCAAACCAAUUCCCGCAUGCAAGAUGAAGAGGCUACUGAGACCACUCCAGAGCGAACAAUGAGUGCGGUGCUCAAUGCAUAUCAGAGAAUACUGCUGGAUGCGUUCCAAAACUUCCCAGACUGGAAAUUCGUGAAUGCUGAGGAGCGGUGCACUAUCACAGUUUGCAUUCUCAAGUCGUUUACGAAACUUUUAAAGAGCACAUACGGCAUCGAUGUGGCCAAAGAGCCAUCGAAGCGACUCACAUAUGUUCUUGCUCCCGCAGCAAGCUCUCUGCUUAGCACUUGCUGUCCAAGCGCUGAUAGCAGUCCGCUGAUCAACACUUUUAGCAAGACGCUUUUUGAGGCAUUGCCUGUUGCGGGAGAUGGUCUACCUGUGCUCGGACGGAGGCUUCUGAUCGAGCAAACCUGCUCGCUAUUCGAUUUCUUGACCGUGCUGCUACGCACUGCUCAGAGUGGUAACCAACGAGCCUCAAUGCUGGCAAACGGCGUACUUAAGAGUAUGCCCACUCUGGCAUCUCUUUUCGCAAGCGAUCAUGCCUUCAAGAGCGGACUUUUUGAGCUCCUGUCCAAUCUCGUCAAGUCAGUCAGUGCAGCUAGCCAUGACCCUCCGUCAAUCCUCGCACAGCUGGACCCAACCGCGGCUAAAGCUUUCCUCCAGGUAGUGACCCAACUUGACCGGCCACUCUGUAAUCUGCAGGUCGAGCGCAAAGUCUGGGACUUCUUGUCGGUGGUCAUGGAUAGCAAGCAGCAGUGGUUUGCAAUCUACCUUCUCACCGGCAACUUGCCCAAAAGCCGCUCUCAUCGCCGCAACUCGGAUCCAAUCAAGGGCAAACCUAUUCUCAGGUAUGUGCUGGAUCAGGUUGCUUCGAUAUCGACUCUGUCACCAGAGCGUGCUGUAGGCAUGCUUCAAUUCCUGGCUGUUGCACAACGGAUGUGGGUUUGGGCUACAAAUGAGUUGCGAUCGCACCCGGACUUCUUGAAGAAUACUCUGGCGUGGCUCGAGAAUCUGCAAGAACCACCAAAGAAGCCCAGUGCUGCCAUCAUGGUCAUCAGUGCCCGAGAAUGUGAGAUGGCCUCUUACUUGUGCGAGAUUCUGGCGAUCAACCUGCACACCAGCCUCGAGAUCGGUGACAAGACUGUUCUGAAGGCUCUCGUGCCCAAGCUAGGCUACCUCAGGAAGCAUGGAGCUGGCGUGACUGCCUUCAAUAUAGAUCUGCAUCAUGGUCUAGCCAGCAGUCUGAACAAGGUCUUCAGAGAAGCCGAGCUGGAAGAUUUCAAGCGCACUUCAGUCAAUCCUGCGCCGCUCGGGGAAGACUACUUCUACGACAAGGAUAUUGCUGCGUCAGUCUUCCAGCACUACAAGUCAUGGCAUGGAAUUGGCGGCAAGACCGAUCAAGGAUAUGCGAGCGAGUUCUCCCGCGCGAAUGCAAAUAUCAGCUUCCUUCACGCGCAGACUGCGUUGCUAAAGAGCUGGAAAACGCUAGCUACUACACUAUGCGAAUGUAGUGACGACAAUACGACGCUUCAGGUUGAGCUUGCGAAGACUGCAGAGAACUGUCUUCUCUUCAACGCGCAAUAUGACACGAGGCAGCCAGGCGUCGCGGAUGUACUGCAGAUGCGAUUAGAUCUCGCAUUCGUGCUCGUCUCGAAAUUGGUCUCGCUCAAGCUUCAGGACGAUACCAUGAAGGCCCUUUUGCCAGCUGCGUGGGAUCUAGUCUCGCGCUCGCCGGUAGACUAUGAUGUCGCUUCUGCGCCAGAAGACGUGCGAUAUUAUAGGCAACUCCUGCAGACGUUGUACCUCACCGUGCAGCCACACAACUACAUCAAGUCGAAGAACGAGAUGCAAUAUCUGCCUCCUGCCACAGCAUCAUGUCUCGUAAGCAUCGUCAACAAGACAAUCGCUCCAGGCUUCAGAGCUCUCUGCGGCAAUCUUCACAACGACAUCACCCUCGCCCUUCCCGCCGACUUCGCCCUUCUCACAGCUCUCCUGCGUGCAAUAGUUGCAGUUCCUGGAAUCAGCUCAGUCCAAACGAUGCUCUCAGAUAUCAUCGCCGACUCCUCCCUCAUUCGCGGCGCCUUGAGCCUCUACAGCUGGGCGGAUCAGCUAUCCGAAGCCACGACAUCCUCCUCCGAUCCCAUAUACGGCGAGAUUGCAGUCAUGUUCCUCCUCGCUCUUUCCACGGUUCGCCCAAUCGCUGAGCAAAUGGCUCUUCAAGGCGUUCUCACCCACCUAGCUUCCGGAAAUUUAUCGAAUUACUUCCGCAAGCCUGGCGGGAAAGGACCUUUUGAUGAGCCUCAGCGCAUGUUCGUGAUCUGGACCGAAGGCUUCUUGCCUCUUUGUCUCAACCUCCUCGAUGCCGUCGGACCACCAAUUGCCGCCGAAGUCUCCGUCUUCCUCAACUCCUUCCCAGAACAAUUGCGGAGAGCAGAAGUGUCUCUCCAAAACGAAACUCCUUCGACUCGAAACCCAAGAGCUGGUGCCGUCACUCUCGGCCUCAUCGCCGAAGCUCACAGCCUAGCCAUGAUAUCUUUGAUCUUGAAGUCGGAUGUCGCGCGAGGUGCAGCCGAGGGCAUCGAUGCUAAUGCCGUGCCCGAGUUAGACUAUGCUGUGGAGGUUGUAAUGGGGCUCGUGGAAGCUUUGAGUCGGAGCAAGAGGAGUCUGAAUGAUCGCAUUACGGCUGUGAGUCCUUUGGAGGAGAGGUGGAUGAAGACGGAUGUGACUGGCGCCAGUGACAAUUUGCUUGUGCAAAAGGUGCUUGGAGAGGUUGGGAGCUUUUUGGAAUGUUUCGCGGGAGAGGGAGAUGCAUGA